GAAAAAAGAUAAAAGAGAAAUAAGGAGAGUGAAAGCGAGCCACACGAUGGGGGUAUGGCGGAAAGAAGCAUCGACCGAGUUAAUGAGACGGAUCAAGCAACUAACUAUUGACUAUGAGAGACUCUGUUUCCGAUUACUUUGCUCGAACUCCUCUGCUCUCUGCAUUUUUCGCCAACUCUAGUGUUGUGGGAAGGGCUGCAUGCGAUUUCAACUCUAGUUGCUUCCUAUUUUCUCCGGCCAAUUCGCAGCAGAAACAGAUUGUGGGGAUUAGUGGUGAACUCUGCUCUGAGUGUGAUGAGUGAGCCAAAGGUCAGGCGUUGGGUUGGAAAGUACGAGGUUGGAAGAACCAUUGGUGAAUGUGCUUUUGCAAAAGUGAGGUUUGCUCGGCAUUCUGAGACAGGAGAACCUGUGGCUCUCAUGAUCCUUGAUAAAGACAAGGUUCUUAACCAUAAGAUGGCUGAUCAAAUUAAGAGAGAUAUUUCUACUAUGAAGUUGAUAAACCAUCCAAAUGUAGUUCAGCUUUAUGAGGUUUUGGCCAGCAAGGCGAAGAUGUAUAUUGUCCUAGAGUUCAUCAGUGGUGGAGAGCUUUUUGAAAAAAUUAAAAUUGAUGGGCGCAUGAAUGAAGACGACGCACGGAGAUACUUCCAGCAGCUUAUCAACGCAGUUGAUUAUUGCCACAGCAGGGGUGUGUACCACAGAGACUUGAAGCCAGAAAAUUUGCUUCUUGAUGCUCAAGGAAAUCUGAAAGUCUCUGAUUUUGGAUUCAGUGCCUUGUCCCAACAAGUCGGGGGAAAUGGCCUUCAUCACACUGCAUGUGGAACUCCAAACUAUGCUGCUCCUAAGGUUCUUACUGAUCAAGACUACGAUGGGGCAAAGGCAGACUUGUUGUCAUGUGGAGUGAUACUCUUUGUGCUACUUGCUGGUUAUUUGCCUUUUGAGGAUUCUAGUCUCACGACGUUGUACAAAAAGAUCUCAUCUGCUGAAUUCAGUUUUCCUACUUGGCCCUCUUCUGGUGCCAAGAACUUGAUCGUCCGAAUCUUGGAUCCAAACCCUAUCACUCGUAUCACAAUUCCAGAGAUUUUGGAAGAUGUGUGGUUCAAGAAAGAUUACAAGCCAGCUGUGUUUGAAGAGAAGAAUGAAGCAAAUUUGGCUGAUGUGGAAGCUGUUUUUAACGAUUCUGAAGAUGGGAGAGUGCAAUUGAGGUCAUUUCCUUGUGUGAUAUGUUCAGGUGGUACUACUUGUGGCGACGUUCGUUCAAGGACCAAACUGAUGAACGGGUUGAUAGAACGAGGGAGACCACAAGAGGCACAUUCCAUUUUCAACACUCUUAUUGAGGAAGGCCACAAGCCAAGCAUCAUCACAUACACCACUCUUGUAACUGCAUUGACCCGUCAGAAGCACUUCCACUCUCUCCUUUCCCUUAUCUCUAAAGUCGAGAAAAAUGGCCUUAAACCCGACACCAUUCUCUUCAAUGCCAUCAUCAACGCCUCUUCCGAGUCUGGAAAUCUCGAUCAAGCAAUGAAGAUCUUUGAAAAAAUGAAGGAAAGUGGAUGUAAACCCACAACAAGUACAUUUAAUACUCUCAUUAAAGGAUAUGGAAAACUUGGUAAGCUAGAGGAAUCUUCAAGACUCCUGGAAAUGAUGUUACGGGAUGAGAUGCUCCAACCAAAUGACAGAACAUGUAACAUACUUGUCCAGGCUUGGUGUAACCAGAGGAAGAUUGAAGAAGCAUGGAACAUUGUAUAUAAGAUGCAAUCUUAUGGGGUAAAACCUGAUGUAGUAACUUUUAACACAUUGGCAAGAGCAUAUGCGCGGGUCGGGUCAACAUAUACAGCUGAGGAUAUGAUCAUACCAAGGAUGUUACACAACAAAGUUAAACCAAAUGUACGUACCUGCGGUACCAUAGUUAAUGGCUACUGUGAAGAGGGCAAGAUGGAAGAAGCUCUGAGGUUUUUCUAUAGAAUGAAAGAACUUGGAGUUCAUCCAAAUCUCUUUGUUUUUAACUCACUAAUCAAAGGCUUUCUUGACAUCAAAGACAUGGAUGGAGUUGGCGAGGUGGUGGAUCUGAUGGAAGAAUUCGGGGUAAAACCUGACGUGGUAACAUUUAGCACUCUAAUGAAUGCAUGGAGCUCUGUCGGAGAUAUGAAAAGAUGCGAAGAGAUCUAUAGAGAUAUGUUGGAAGGAGGAAUAGAUCCUGACACUCAUGCAUUUAGUAUCCUUGCCAAAGGGUAUGCUCGAGCUGGAGAGCCCGAAAAAGCGGAGCAAAUCUUGAAUCAGAUGAGAAAAUUUGGUGUUCGACCAAAUGUAGUGAUCUACACACAGAUCAUAAGCGGUUGGUGCAGCGCGGGUGAAAUGAAGAAAGCAAUGCAGGUAUAUAACAAAAUGUGUAGAAUCGUUGGUUUGUCGCCUAACUUGACUACUUACGAGACUCUUAUAUGGGGAUUUGGGGAAGCGAGACAGCCAUGGAAAGCGGAAGAGUCCAUUGUUCUUAAAGGGAAUGCCUGAGAAACCAAAGCUAUGCAUCAAGUCUCAGUUUGGUUUGAGGCAGAGUGUUUUGGUGGUGUUGUGCAGAGACCAGUUUGGGGAAGCUGGGAGAAUUUGCAAAUUCAUGUAGACUUUGUUUUGCUUUAGAGAUGGAGCUAUAUUAAAGGGUAAGAGAAGCUAACCACAGAUUGGUGUCGAUCGAAUUCUAAGAUAAACAGUACAUUUUUCUGUACAAAUAUUUGUUUUCAUAAUGAAAUGGAAAAUAUGGUUUUAAUUCUUUAA
Messenger RNA from Camelina sativa (false flax), 2766 nucleotides. NCBI's taxonomy places the organism in Eukaryota, Viridiplantae, Streptophyta, Magnoliopsida, Brassicales, Brassicaceae. The record is from RefSeq and is a predicted model, not a curated record.